Messenger RNA from Plasmodium gallinaceum, 3549 nucleotides. RefSeq names its product serine/threonine protein kinase, putative. Gene Ontology annotation, biological process: protein phosphorylation; mitotic DNA damage checkpoint signaling. Bases 1 to 3549 code for a protein of 1182 amino acids. Lineage: Eukaryota; Apicomplexa; Aconoidasida; Haemosporida; Plasmodiidae. The transcript has a single exon. Gene Ontology annotation, molecular function: ATP binding; protein serine/threonine kinase activity. The record is from RefSeq and is a predicted model, not a curated record. Gene Ontology annotation, cellular component: nucleus.
AUGGAUAAGAAAGAACAUAUUGAGCAUAGUAAAAGUAAUAAGGACAGCAAUGAUGGUAAUAAAAAGAUAAUUAUCAAAGAUAUCUAUUAUGAUUAUUUUAACAAUAAGAAUACAACCUCCCCUUUUCUAAAUGAUUUAAAUAAAAAGAAUAAUUCUUGUUAUUGUAUUUAUAAUAAUAAAAACAAUCAUCAUAAAAAAAUCAAAAAUAUGGAUAAUCACUAUAAAUGUAUGUCACUACAAAAAUAUGAAAUAAAUAAAUCAUCAAAAUAUAUGAAUAAAAAAUUGUUAAAUAGAACAAAAAGAAACAUCAAUUAUUCAUUAGAUAGACAUUACUCUACUCUCAUAAUAUAUUAUAGAAUAAAAAAAAUAAUGAAAUAUAUUACAAAAUUGAUAUAUUUAAUUCAUUUUUAUAUUUUAAGAAAAAAAUAUAAAAGAAAUAUUAGUUUAUUACUCUGUAGUGAUAAUUACAAAGAACAUAAUAAAGAAAAAAAGAAAAUGAAACAUAAAAAAAAAAAAGAUGAAUAUUUAUGUUUAUGUGAAUUAUCAGAAUUUAUAUUAAUAAGUAAUAGGUUGAUCAAUAUUAAUUACUUAAAAAAGAAGAAAAAAAAAAAUCAAACAAAAUGCUAUUAUAAUAAUUGUAUUAAACAAACUCAUAUAAAACUCUCAAAAAUCUUGAAUAUUAAUUUUAUAAAAAAGUACAUAAGAAUUGUGAAAAUGAUGAAAAAAAAAAGAAUAAGAAAUCAUAUAAUGAAAAAAACAUAUGUUUCAAAUAUUUAUCAUAGUAAAAUUACUAAAAUUAUAAAAAAUAUAAUUAUAAGAAGUAAAUAUAAAAAGUAUCUGAAUUUUGUAAAUAACAAAUAUAUAGAGAAUAGAAAAAACAUAUUUUGUAACAAUGAAAAAAUGAGAAGAUUUAAUAGAUGUAUUAAUUGCAAUACUUAUUAUAAAAAAAAAAGAAACGAUCAUUACAAUAAAAACAACAAUUGUGAAAUGAGUAACAAUAUCAUAGAUAGCAAUAACAACAUUUAUAAUAAAAAUAAAAAGAAUGUUAGUAGCAAUAACAAGAGAUGUAACAAAAUCUGUAUAAAGUAUCAUAAAAUAUGCUAUUUUUAUAAUAAAAUUUAUUUAUAUAUUAAUAAUAUUAAUAAAGAAACUAAAAAUCAACAGGGUUUAAAUUAUUUUUCAUAUAUAAGAAAUCAUAAAAAUAUUAAUUUAAGUAGUACACUUACAAACUAUAAAAAUGAAAUAAAUAUUAACUCUUUUAAUUUAAGUGAGGAGACUGGUAUAAAAAUAUCGUUAAAUCGUAAAGAAGAUACAUAUGAUUUAAAUGAAAAAAUUAAAAAAGAAAAUAUAGAAAAAAAAAUAUAUAUAUAUGAAAAUAUUAAUAAUAAACAGCAGUUAAAAAAAAAAAAAAGGAAAAAAAGAAAAGAAAAAGGAAAAAAAUAUGUAAAGUAUAUAAAGAAAAAUAAAAAUUAUUCAAGUGAAAAAAAAAAAAAGAAAAGGAAGAAAAAUAAAAAAAAUAAAUUUCCAAAAAAAGUCCAUAAAAAUUAUUUAAGUAUAAAAAAUAAAAUCAAGGUUGAACAAACAAUAAAAAAUUAUGAAAAAAAUUUUGAUUUAAAAAUUAAAAGUAAAGAAAUAGAAAAAAUUGAUAAUAUAGAAAAUGAAAAGAGUGUUAAUAAAGAAAGGGAAAUAUAUAAUAAAAUAGAAAAAAGAAGUCUUGAUAACUUAGAAUAUAAAAAUAGUAAAGUAGAAAAUGAAAAAUAUGAAAAUAGAGAUAUUGAAUGUCUUGAUAAUAUAAAAAAAAAAUAUAAUAAAAAAGAAAAAAGAAGUCUUGAUAUGUUUAAAAAAGAACAUAAUGUAAUACAAUAUGAAAAAGAAAAAUGUAAUGAAAAAAUUGAAAAAUAUUUAGAUAAAGAUUUUUAUUUUAAAAAUGAUGUUGUAAACGUAGAACAAGUAGAAAUAAACGAAGAAAAGAGCAAUGAAAAUAAUGAGCAAUGUAAAAAAAACUCAAAUAAUGAAGAUGACGAAAAAAAUGAAACUUUUAAUGAAACAUUAAAAUUGUUAGAUUCUCCUAAAGAAAAUAAUCUAUUACUGAUUGAUAAUCAUAAUAUGUUAAUGAAAGAUUCUGAUAUAAAGAUAAGAGAAAAAAAAUUUAUGGAAUGUUUGCAAAAUUGUGAAUAUAUUAAAAACAAUUAUAAAAUGAUUAAAUUAUUAAGAGAUAAUUCUCCCAAUUUUGUUUAUGAAUGUUUUGAUAUAAACAAAAAAAUUAAUGUAGCUAUUAAAAGUGUAUGUAAAGAAAAACAAAUGUCUAUUAUGAGUUAUAAUACUUAUAUAAACAUAUAUAAAACUAUUCAAAAUAUGAAUAAUAGCAAUGUUAUAAAAAUAUAUGAUUUAAUAGAAAAUCAGACUCAUUUUUUUAUUAUAAUGGAGUUGUGUGAAGGAUGUGAUUUAGUAGAAUAUGUAUCCAAUGAAAAAAUAUCUUUUGAAAAAGCUAAAAAUAUUAUUUAUCAAUUAUUAAAUGGAAUCAAUGCAUUGCAUCUGAAUUCGAUAAUUCAUAGAGAUAUUAAACUAGAUAACUUGAUGUUUAAAGAUAAAAAUAGGGAACACCUUGUUAUAAUUGAUUUUGAUAUGAGUGUGUAUAUUGAUAAUGAAUAUGAAACUCAAGGAUGGCAAAAAAAUAAUUUUUAUGAAAGUGAAACAAAAGAUGUAUUUUGUGAAAAUGAAUUUGAUAUAAAUGAUUCUGAUAAAAAUGAACACGAUGCAAAUCACUUCGAUAUAAAUCAAUUUGAAAAAAAUAAUUAUAAUGAAAAUGAGUUAAAUAAAACCCACUUUCAUACUAGCAUGUUUAAUUCUGAUAAUCUUUACACAAAUAAACUUUAUGAAAAUAAUGAAGAAAAAAACAAUUUAAUCAAUUAUAUUCCACAUAUGAAUAAUUAUACAAGUAUAGAAAAAAAAAAUGUAACUAGAUCCUUAAAUUAUGAAUAUAUGCAUUCUAUUGAAAAUAGUUUAUCUGCUUUCACUGAUAAUACUGAGAAAACAUAUAUAAAUGAAGAUGAAAAAAUUAUAUAUAAUGAUUUAAUUAUAGGAACAAAAGAAUAUAUGUCUCCUUAUUGUUUGAAAGGAAUUUAUAGUGAAAAAACAGAUAUUUAUAGUAUAGGAGUUACUAUUUUUAUAAUUCUUUUUAAAAAUUUUCCAUAUUUUUUUGAAGAAAAUUCAGUAAAUAAAUGGGAAAAUGAUGUAAUUAAAAAAAAUGAGAAUAUUGUUAUACCAUUCUCUUUCUUGUUUCAUAAUUUAAACUCUUGUCAUUUUAUUAAAUUAAUGGAUAUACAUUUAAUAAAUAAUAAUAUCUAUUUUUGUAAAAAUAGUUACUUAUUAGAUCAUGAAUUAAAAGAAAUAGAAAAAAUGGAAAAUAUAAAAAUUGAUUUUACUCAAAUAAAAAUAAAUGUUAAAAAUAUAUAUUUAAUUGAAAUAAUGAAAAAGGCUUUAUCACUUGAUAUAGAACAACAAUAUAGUAAUGUUUCCGAAAUUCUGGAAAAUAGUUUGUUUUGUUAA